Molecule: messenger RNA, 273 nt
Organism: Dentiscutata erythropus
Lineage: Eukaryota; Fungi; Glomeromycota; Glomeromycetes; Diversisporales; Gigasporaceae
Source: the annotation of a GenBank genome assembly
AUGUCUACUACUGUUGCAAGAGCAAUAGAAGAUGAAGGAAAAGAAGGAAAAAAAGAAAAAGGAAAAGGAAAGAGGAAAGGAAAAAAAGCAACAAUAACUUCAAGGUUAACAACACAAGUUACAGAAUCUGUACCAUAUGUGUAUAUAUUAUGGAGGACUACACCAGAGAUAAUUACAUCAGGAACAACUUCACCACGAAUAACCAUGCCAGGGGCAACUACACCACGAGCAACUAUACCAGGGGCAACUACACCACGAGCAACUACACCAUGA